AUGGAAAAAAGCGUGCACGAUAUAUUGAUUCACAAAAAAGACGGAACUGACAAUCCCGCUAACUUCAGACCAAUAACUCUAGAAUCUGUUCCGCUCAAAGUUUUUACGUCGUGUCUUCGUAACAAAAUUUUCGCUUUCCUAUCUGAAAACAAUUACAUAGAACAUGACAUCCAGAAAGGUUUUAUCCCAAACGUUGCAGGAACUGUUGAACAUACAGUCCAUAUGGCGCACAUAAUCAACACAGCCCGUAUAAAACAAAGGUCACUUGUAAUCACUUUACUCGAUCUGAAGAAUGCAUUGGGUGAACUACAUCACAACCUUAUUUACAAAGUUCUUCAAUAUCAUCAUAUACCUGAUCCUAUUAAUGAACUAAUCCGGAGUCUUUAUACUAACUUCCAAACAUCUAUCAUAACUGAAAAAUUCAGUACCCCUUUCAUUACCGUCGGCCGUGGCGUUUUACAAGGUGACUGCCUUAGUCCACUCCUUUUCAAUAUGUCCUUUAAUACCUUCGUACAACACAUUAAAUCUGAAUCAUUCCCGGAGCUUGGCUUUUGGAAAUUUAAUAAAACUGGUAUUCCGUGUAAUCCAAUUCAUUGGUUCCAGUUUGCAGACGACGCGGCUGUCAUUAGUAGCCAAGAAAAAGAAAAUCAAAUCCUACUCAAUCGCUUCUCGGUAUGGUGUCAAUGGGCCAAUAUGAUUAUACGUGUUGACAAGUGCUCUACGUUCGGUAUUGAAAAACACUCAUCUAAAUCUGUUCAAUAUCAACCUAAAUUGUUUAUUAGCCACCUACUUGUACCCCGUACCGAAACUGGUGAAUCCUUCCGCUACCUUGGUCGUUAUUUUAAUUUCAACAUGUCAGAAGAAAAACCCCAAUCGGAUAUAUGUGACUUGUUUAAUAAUAUCAUAUCUAAAAUAGAUGAAUUACAUUUGUACCCCCGAAAUAAAAUCCUGCUAUACAGUCGCUACUUGCUCUCGAAAAUCUCAUGGGACUUCACAAUAACUGAUAUAUCGCAAACAUGGGUUUGCGAGACUUUGGACGGUAUUGCUACUAAAUAUAUACGAAAAUGGCUCGAACUGCCAAUAUCUGCAACUCUAAGCAAUGUCUAUCUCCCUUACAACAAAUUUGGUUUAAAUGUCAUUCUACCUUCAACGAAGUUUAUACAGUGCCAAACUGUCUCACGCUUAGCUUUAAAGUAA
Molecule: messenger RNA, 1197 nt
Organism: Paramuricea clavata
Lineage: Eukaryota; Metazoa; Cnidaria; Anthozoa; Malacalcyonacea; Plexauridae
Source: the annotation of a GenBank genome assembly